AUGGGCCGCCUUGUUCGUCUCGAGGUCGAGAAUUUCAAGUCGUACCGCGGCCAUCAGGUCAUCGGGCCCUUUUCCGGCUUCACUGCGGUCGUCGGUCCCAAUGGCGCCGGAAAAUCCAACUUGAUGGAUGCAAUCAGCUUUGUGCUGGGCGUGCGCUCGACGCACUUGCGCUCGUCGCAGCUGAAGGACCUAGUUUACCGCGGCCGGACUGUGGAGACACGCAACGGGAAUGUCAUCGACGAGGCCGGAGACCAGGACAGUCGCCGCGCCUGGGUGAAGGCCGUUUACGAGGACGACAACGAGCGCACUAUAAACUUUCAGCGCACUAUCACGCCCGCAGGUGACAGCGAGUACCGGUGCAACGGCCGGCUUGUGUCUCUGCAGACAUACAACCAGGCGCUCGAGUCGCAAAACAUCCUGGUCAAGGCAAAGAACUUUUUGGUGUUCCAAGGCGAUGUGGAGGCCGUCGCUUCGCAGUCUCCCAAGGACCUGACUCUGCUUAUCGAGCAGAUCAGCGGCUCGUGGGAGCUGCACAGCGAGUACAGCGAGCUCGAGAAGCGCCAGGACGCGGCUGCCGAACGGUCAACCUUUGCCUACAACAAGAAGCGCGCAGUUGCGGCCGAGAUGCACUCGAUACUGGAGCAAAAGAAGGAGCUAGAGCUGUACGAGAGCAAGGUGCAGCUGCGCACAAAGAUGACAGUCGAGCACAUGCUGCACAAGCUGUUUGCCUCGCAGCAGCAUGCGAGCCUCGACGCAUCGUUGCAGACGCAACAGAAGCUGCAGGCUAAGGCGUACAAGUCAGUCAAUCGCCAGGAGCGCCAGAUCAAGCUUGUCGAGCAGAACAUUGAAGCGCGUCAGCCCAAGCUCGCGGGGCUAGCCGAGAAGGUUGCGUAUGCGCAGCGCAAGGCCAAGCAGCUCGAGGAGAAUGUCGAAGCAUCCGAGGCGGAUGCACUAGACAACGAGCACACGCGCGUUAAAAGUGCUGAAUCGCGCUUCGAGCAAGAGAACCAGGGCACCUCCAGUGCGCAGCUCAGCGACGAAGUUAUGGCCGAAUACAACCACUUGUCAGAGCAGCUGCGCAGCACGUCGGUCGAAGACACGCACCGCCGCGACGUGCUGGAUCGCCAGAUACAGCUGCUUGCCGAGGCGGCCAGGCGCGCGUCCGACAAGAUCGAGGACUUGCAGUCUACGCGCGAAGGGCUGGCGGCGUCGGAGCACGCAUAUGCGCAGCAGCUCCAGGGAGCAACCGUUGAGAUGCGCGGCAUCGAGCAGGAAAUGCAACAGGCCAGGCGCGAUGCUGAGGCGGCCAAGGCUGAGCACAAGCGGCUGGUGGGGCUCGAGAUCGAGCUGAGCGAAAAGCUGGCGGGUGUUCUCAAGGAGCUAGCACAGGCGCGCGCAGAUCAGCGCGAGUCAGCCCGCGAGGCGAAGCUGCGCGACACGGUCAGCGCGUUGCAGCGCAUGUUUACAGGCGUACACGGGCGGUUGGCCGAGCUGUGCCGGCCGACGCAGCACAAGUACGAUGUCGGCGUGGCAACGGUGCUUGGAAGGCUGAUGGACGCCAUUGUCGUCGACCGUCAGGCCACAGCGCUCGAGUGCAUUGCGUACAUGAAGGAGCAGCGCGCAGGGCAGGCGACCUUUCUUCCACUCGAUGCACUGCAGCCCGCGCCCGUUGGGGACGCUCUGAGGCACGCGCACCGUGGGGCGCGGCUGGCCACAGACGUGCUUCAGUACGACCCAGCGAUUGAGGCGGCUGUUCUGCACGCAUGCGGCAGUGCGUUGAUUUGCGACACAGUCGAGGUCGCGCGCUACAUCGCCUAUGAGCAGCAGCUAGACGCCAAAUCGGUGGCUCUCGACGGUACUGUUAUUCACCGCAGCGGGCUGAUUACCGGCGGAACAGCGGCCAACGGCGGCCAGCGCGCACAGACCCAGAGAUGGGAGGCAGCCGCAGUCGAGGGCAUGCGCCGUGCUCGGGAUCGGCUCACCGAAGAGCUGCAUGAGGUUGCGCGUGAGCGGCGCAGGCUUGCAAAGGACGAUAUGUUAGGAAGCCGCGUCGCUGGGCUGCAAACGCGUCAUCAGAUUGCUCGCGAGACUGUCGAUGGGCUGACUCGCAAGGCACAGGGCGUGGCCACUGAGCGCAAGCAUGCCGAGAUGCAGCUGUUGGCAGCCAAGCCCGUGGCAGCGCAGGCGGCCGAGCAGCUGCAAGCCGCGCGCGGCGAGCGCAAUGAAGUGAGCGCGCGUAUCCACGCCACAGCACAGCCGAUCUUUGCCAGCUUUUGCGCGCAUCUUGGAAUCAGCAGCCUCGAUUCAUUUGAAAAGCAACUUCUGCCAGCCACAGAGGCCAGCGACGAGCGGCGGCUGCAGUUCACAACGCAUCUUGCACGACUGGACACCCAGCGUGCAUUUGAGCGUCAGCAGCUCGAGGCAAUUGAGUCACAGCUCUCACAGUUGGUGCAAGCACUGCAGGCUGUGCGUGAGUCGCUGGCGGCGCUACAGACUGAGCUCAGCACCGAACAGCAGCAGAUGUCUGACAGCGUCGCCCAGAUCGAGACCCUGCGCGCCGAGCUGGUCGAGCUGCGUCACAAGUAUGGCGACGCCAGUGACAGCGUCCACUCAGCACGCCGCAGUGUCGAGCAGGGCCAGCGUGCGCUCGAUGCUAUGAGCAAGGAGCUCGGUGCAAGGGCCACCGAGUUGGAGCGCGCUGCCGCCGACCGUGCAGCCGUCCUGCGCCGUUGCAAGAUCGAAGACAUCCCGCUGCCGCUGCGCCAGGGAUCGCUGCAAGCCCUGCCGCUGGAGGCUGGGCCAGCUCGGAGACACAUGCAGCUGAGCACGCAGGCGUCUGCCAGCAUGGCCGACGUCAACGACGAGGAUAUUGUCGUUGACUACUCAUCACUUCCUUCGCAAGCACGCAGCGGCGCGGCCGCGGCUGUCGAUCAGAAGUAUGCCGAAGAUCUGGCACGGCUGGCUACUGAUAUCGACGCGCUUAACCCGAACCCGCACGCGCGCGAGCGUCUCGAGGCUGCGCGAGCACGCCUGCAUAAUAUCGACACUGAACACAACGCGGCCAGGCAGGACGCGCGCGAUGCCAAGGUUGAAUUUCAGACGGUGCGGCGGCGGCGGCACGACACAUUUAUGCGGUGCUACACCCACUUGGCCACGGCAAUUGACCAUGCAUACAAGGCUCUGACGCAGAGCCCGAUGUUCCCGCUGGGCGGCACUGCGUAUCUUGCGCUGGAAGACCCAGAGUCGCCGUAUCUCGCUGGCGUGAAGUACCACGCGAUGCCACCACUCAAGCGUUUCAGCGACAUGGAGCAGCUUAGUGGCGGCGAGAAGACCGUUGCUGCCCUGGCGCUACUUUUCUCGCUCCAAACAUUCCGCCCAGCACCGUUCUUUGUGCUUGAUGAGGUUGAUGCUGCUCUCGACCCGCUCAAUGUGGCCAAGCUGGCAAACUAUCUGCGUGAGCAUGCCCGCGGCACAGCCAAUGCUCCGGGGGCUGACUCUAAUGCUGAUGCCGAUACUGAGGAGGAGGCGGAUCCUGCUGAGGAAGCCAUCGAUCCCGAAGCCUCGCACUACUCGCUGCGUCAGAGCACGCGCAUCAAGAAGCCCGCAGCAGUGUUGGCAGGGGCAGCCGCUGCUGUUUCCCCUGUUUCCCCUUUGGCUGGCGACUUCCAGUUCAUUGUCAUUUCGCUCAAGCAGGAGCUUUUCGAGCGCGCGCAAACGCUUGUCGGCAUUUACCGGGACCAGCCGCAGAACAGCUCGCAGGUGCUUACAAUUGAUCUGGAACAGUUCGCAUCUUGA
Messenger RNA from Kickxella alabastrina, 3795 nucleotides. RefSeq names its product cohesin complex subunit psm1. The coding region runs from base 1 to 3795 and encodes 1264 amino acids. The transcript has 4 exons. NCBI's taxonomy places the organism in Eukaryota, Fungi, Kickxellomycota, Kickxellomycetes, Kickxellales, Kickxellaceae. The record is from RefSeq and is a predicted model, not a curated record. Gene Ontology annotation, biological process: sister chromatid cohesion. Gene Ontology annotation, cellular component: nucleus; cohesin complex; chromosome. Gene Ontology annotation, molecular function: ATP binding; DNA binding; protein binding.